AUGUCUAUCGAUUUUCCGAAGGAAGAGGAGGCGGUGCUGAAGCGGUGGAAGCAGAUCAAGGCGUUCGAAACACAGGUCGAGCUCUCCAAGGGCAAACAGCCUUAUACCUUCUAUGAUGGGCCUCCGUUCGCGACUGGCCUGCCACAUUACGGGCACUUGCUCUCGUCAACUAUCAAAGACAUUAUUCCAAGAUACUGGUCAAUGAAAGGGCGUUACGUGGAGAGGCGAUUCGGCUGGGAUACGCAUGGGCUGCCCAUUGAAUAUGAAAUAGACAAGAAGCUGGGGCUCUCAGGCAAAGAUGCGGUGGAGAAGAUCGGAAUAGAAGCAUACAAUGCAGAAUGCCGGGCUAUCGUCAUGAAAUUUGCAACAGAGUGGAAGCAGACUAUUGAACGUUUGGGCCGGUGGAUCGACUUCGACAAUGACUACAAGACCAUGGACCUUUCGUUCAUGGAGUCGGUCUGGUGGGUUUUCUCAGAAUUAUACAAAAAGGAUCUUGUCUACAAAGGGUACCGUGUUAUGCCCUAUUCAACAGCUCUCAAUACACCACUCAGCAACUUCGAAGCUCAACAGAAUUACAAAGACACUCAAGAUCCUGCCGUUGUGGUUACAUUCCCUUUACUGAGUGACCCCGAUACGUGCCUCCUGGCUUGGACAACGACACCGUGGACAUUACCCUCUCACACGGGACUUGCGGCCCACCCGGACUUCGAGUACGUCAAGAUCUUUGAUGAAGCAUCCAAAAAACAUUACAUCCUACUUGAAGCGCUCAUGAAGACAUUAUACAAGGACCCAAAGAAGGCAAAAUAUCGCAUCGUCGAACGUAUAAAGGGAAAGGACAUGCUGGGCUGGAAGUACGAACCGUUGUUCGACUAUUUCUACGAAGAGUUCAAAGACUAUGGUUUCAAAGUGCUCAAUGCUACCUAUGUGACGGCGGACAGCGGUGUUGGAAUUGUUCAUCAGUCUCCCGCGUUCGGAGACGAGGACUACAAAGUAGCUCUCGAGGCCGGAGUCAUCAACGAUAAACGCCUGCCUCCAAAUCCAGUCGAUGAAAAGGGUUUGUUCACCGCAGAAGUGCCCGACUUCCAAGGUCAACAUGUCAAAGCCGCCGACAAAGCUAUCAUCAAACAUCUAAAAGGAACCGGUCGUUUGAUCGUUGAUACCCAAUUUACUCACAGCUACCCAUUCUGUUGGCGGUCAGAUACACCCCUGAUCUACAAGGCCGUUCCCGCGUGGUUCGUAAAGGUUCCCGACCUCAUCCCCACCAUGCUAAAAAACAUUGAAAAGUCGCAUUGGGUGCCCAGUUUCGUGAAAGAAAACCGAUUUGGCAGUUGGAUUGCUAAUGCUCGAGAUUGGAACGUGUCACGGAAUCGAUAUUGGGGUACUCCUAUGCCGGUAUGGGCGAGCACCGAUUUCAAAGAGAUUGUCUGCGUCAGCAGCAUAGAGGAGCUUAAAAAGCUAAGUGGCUUUGAGGGCGAGCUGACAGACAUCCAUCGGGACAAGGUAGACCACAUCACCAUUCCUAGCAAGCAAGGCAAAGGCGAUCUACGGCGCAUUGACGAAGUCUUUGAUUGCUGGUUCGAAUCCGGCAGCAUGCCCUACGCGUCAUCUCAUUAUCCCUUUGAGAACACAGAGGCUUUCAAGGCUUCCUUCCCUGGUGACUUCAUUGCAGAAGGCCUGGAUCAAACACGUGGAUGGUUCUACACUUUGACUGUUUUGGGAAAUCAUCUGUUUGGCUGCUCACCAUUCAAGAAUUGCAUCGUGAAUGGCAUCGUUCUUGCCAACGACGGAAAGAAGAUGUCCAAGCGGCUAAAGAAUUAUCCUGAUCCUUCUUUGAUUAUAGAUCAGUACGGCUCGGAUGCUCUCCGACUGUAUCUCAUCAAUUCACCUGUCGUCCGCGCUGAGACUCUCCGCUUUGAUGAAAAAGGUGUCAAAGAAGUCGUUGCAAAGGUCCUGCUUCCGCUGUGGAACUGCUAUAGAUUCUUUUCAGAACAGGCUUUGCUUCUCAAGAAAGUCGAAAAUAUUGACUUCGUGUUCGAUCUCAAAUCGGAGUCAGGCAACACGAACGUGAUGGAUAAAUGGAUACUGGCAAGCUGCCAGAGCUUGCUCAAAUUCACCAACGAAGAGAUGGCCGCAUACCGGUUGUACACAGUCGUGCCGAAUCUGCUGGGGCUGAUUGACAAUACCACUAAUUGGUACAUUCGAUUCAACCGUCGGCGCCUAAAAGGCGAGUUUGGCAUUGAAGAUACCCAGCGAGCGUUGAAUACCCUCUUCGGGGUUUUGUACAUUCUAGUUCGAGCUCUGGCACCUUUCACCCCCUUUCUCACAGAUAACAUCUACCAGCGAUUAUUACCCCAUAUUCCCGAAUCUGAACGAGCGAAGGAUCCUCGAAGCGUGCAUUUCCUCGAUUUCCCCGAGGUCAGAGAAAACCUCUUUGAUGAAGACGUCGAACGUCGGGUCGGCCGUAUGCAAAGAGUCAUUGAGCUCGGAAGAGUCUCGAGGGAACGAAGGACCAUUGGCCUCAAGCAACCACUCAAGACCCUCGUCGUUAUCCAUCCAGACGAGACAUAUCUCUCCGACGUACGUUCCCUGGAGUCUUAUAUCUGCGAAGAACUCAAUAUCCACGAGCUCAUCCUCUCCUCCAACGAAGACAAAUACAACGUCCAGUACAGCGUCACAGCUGACUGGCCCUCCCUCGGCAAGAAGCUCAAGAAGGAGGCUCAAAAGGUUAAGAAAGCCCUUCCCGGUCUCACGAGUGACGAAGUGCGUGGGUUCGUUGAGAACAAAACCAUUACAGUUGCCGGCAUCGAAUUAGACGAGGAAGACUUGAUUGUCAAACGCGGCCUCGGCGACGACGAAGCGACCAACUUCUACGAAACCAACACCGAUAACGACGUUCUCAUCCUGUUAGACACAACUCUUUCUCCCUCCUUAGUUCACGAAGGCAUAGCCCGCGAGGUUGUCAACCGGGUACAACAACUACGCAAGAAAGCGAAGCUGGUGCCUACAGAUGACGUGAAGAUGGAAUAUAAGGUGCUGAGUGAUCCAGAGGAUAUCGGUAUUGAGCAGGUAUUCGAGGGGCACGGGAAAACGUUCGAGAAGGCUUUGAGGAGACCGCUUGAUAAGCAUGUGGUAACGCAGUUUGAAGGGAAGGUGCCUGGCGGAGAUGUCGACGUGGUGGUAGCGGAAGAGGAGCAGGAGGUACAGAAGGCGUGCUUUUUGUUGAGGUUGGUGAAGCUCUAA
Messenger RNA from Letharia columbiana, 3240 nucleotides. RefSeq lists its product as uncharacterized. Gene Ontology annotation, biological process: isoleucyl-tRNA aminoacylation. Lineage: Eukaryota; Fungi; Ascomycota; Lecanoromycetes; Lecanorales; Parmeliaceae. The record is from RefSeq and is a predicted model, not a curated record. Gene Ontology annotation, molecular function: aminoacyl-tRNA deacylase activity; tRNA binding; ATP binding. Bases 1 to 3240 code for a protein of 1079 amino acids. The transcript is spliced from 2 exons.